This is a messenger RNA of Zea mays, 992 nucleotides long. RefSeq lists its product as uncharacterized. The coding region runs from base 178 to 609 and encodes 143 amino acids. Gene Ontology annotation, biological process: cell fate determination. The transcript has a single exon. The record is from RefSeq and is marked validated. Lineage: Eukaryota; Viridiplantae; Streptophyta; Magnoliopsida; Poales; Poaceae.
GACCCAGAACCCACAAUCUUUCUUUGUGCACAGAAAGAAGAAAGAACCUAUGGCACAGUCGUCGUCCGCCUCCGUCAAGCUGCUGGUUCUGGUUGUCCUCCCUGCGCUCCUCCUGUUCCUCGUCCAAGCGCAAGGUAUAUAACACAGCUUCUAUGCUGCUGCGAUUCUUCCGGCCGCAUGGUGGUGGCGGUGGCUGUGGCGGUUGUUGACCCACAUGGCACGGCGGCGGUGUGGUGCGUGUGCAGGGGCUCGGCCAGCGGCGGCGAACACGACGACCCCGACCCCCGCCACCACCACCGGGUGCGCGGCGUCGAGCGUGACGGUGUCGCAGUCCAACACGGGCGACAGGGCCGGGUACGACCCGGUGUUCGAGGUGACGGUGAGCAACGCCUGCCGCUGCGCCGUCCGCGCCGUGCGCCUCCGCUCCGAGGGCUUCGCCAGCUCGGUGCCCGUGGACCCGCGCCUGUUCCGCCGCGCCGGCCGCGACUACCUCGUCGCCGACGGCCGCCGGAUCGAGCCCGGCGCCGACGCGCGCUUCCGCUACGCCUGGGACCGCGCCUUCCGGAUGACCGCCGCCGCCGUGCGCGACGACUGCUCCUGAUGGAGUGAGUGAGUGCGGUAGCUCCUGCCUGCAACGAGUGAAUUGCAGUAGCUCCUGUCCUUCGUGAGAGAGAGAGACUCGCUCUGUCGUGAUCCACAGGGAAUUUACCUCGGUUUUACGCUUGUUUAUUAGCGCUUCUUCUUAACGUAUUGGCUAGUUCGCUGGAUCAUACUUCGAAUAAAAAAACUCCCUCUGCCGCCCGAACAAACAAAAAAGUAUGUUUUUUUUUCAGUAUCGUAAACAAAGUCAAUGGUUCACAGUACUGUCUGUCCUGCGUCGUAGACAUUGAUGCUCCUCUUCUUAACUGUUUAAACUUGUUGUAAUGAGCUUUCACUGUACGUUAAUAACAAACAGUACUGGGGCCGGCCGAUGGCAUGUUGUGCUCGGUAGC